UUGAUGUCAUAGACCCAACAAAAAUGUGUUCUUUCUUCUUGUGCCAAACAGGUAAACAGUCAAAAAUAUCAAUGGGAGAAGAAAACCAAACCUUUGUGUACAAGUUUAUCUUCCUGGGCCUUUCACAGGACUUGCAGACCCAGAUCCUCCUAUUUAUCCUUUUCCUCAUCAUUUAUCUGCUGACCCUGCUUGGAAACCUGCUCAUCAUCAUUCUUGUCUUCAUGGAUUCUCGCCUUCACACACCCAUGUAUUUUUUUCUUAGAAAUCUUUCCUUUGCAGAUCUCUGUUUCUCUACUAGCAUUGUCCCUCAGGUGUUGGUUCACCUCCUGGUAAAGAGGAAAACCAUUUCUUUUUAUGGGUGUAUGACACAGAUAAUUGUCUUUCUUCUGGUUGGGUGUACAGAGUGUGCACUGCUGGCCGUGAUGUCCUAUGACCGGUAUGUGGCUGUCUGCAAGCCCUUGCACUACUCCACCAUCAUGACCCAACGGGUGUGUCUCUGGUUGUCCCUUGGGUCCUGGGCCAGUGGGGCACUGGUGUCUUUAGUAGAUACCGUCUUUACUUUCCAUCUUCCCUACUGGGGAGAGAACACUAUCAAUCACUACUUUUGUGAACCUCCUGCCCUUCUGAAGCUGGCUUCUGCAGACACUUACAGCACAGAAAUGGCCAUUUUUUCAAUGGGCGUGGGGAUCCUCCUGGCCCCUGUCUCCAUGAUUCUUGUUUCUUAUUGGAAUAUUAUCUCCACUGUUAUCCAGAUGCAGUCUGGGGAAGCAAGGCUCAAGGCUUUUUCCACCUGUGGCUCCCAUCUUAUUGUUGUUGUCCUCUUUUAUGGGUCAGGAAUUUUCACCUACAUGCGGCCAAACUCCAAGACUACAAAAGAAUGGGAUAAAAUGAUAUCUGUGUUCUAUACAGUGGUGAGUCCAAUGCUGAACCCCAUAAUUUAUAGUCUGAGGAACAAAGAUGUGAAAGGGGCUCUCAGGAAACUGGCUGGGAGAAAGUCCUUCUCUCAUAGGCAGUGACCUCUGAGUCUGACUUUUAGAGCUAUGGUAACAUCCUUUAAAAAA
Molecule: messenger RNA, 1061 nt
Organism: Sapajus apella (tufted capuchin)
Lineage: Eukaryota; Metazoa; Chordata; Mammalia; Primates; Cebidae
Product: olfactory receptor 2D3
Exons: 1
Coding region: 24-1016 (330 amino acids)
Biological process (GO): G protein-coupled receptor signaling pathway
Cellular component (GO): membrane
Molecular function (GO): olfactory receptor activity; G protein-coupled receptor activity
Source: RefSeq, a predicted model, not a curated record